CUCCAAUUAAGAUUUUACUUCUCAUUGAGGGUCGGGCCUAAGAACGGUCCCACUGUUUCAUCUAUAUAAGAUGAACAUAUACUAACAUGAAAUUGCCAAGCAAGUCCAAAGUUGGUUUCUUCAUAAAAACUCAAAGGGUUAAUCCAAUGGAAGCAAUAUGUGAAAAUGGAGGAUUCAUACCUAUUAGCAAAUCAGAGCCCAUCUUUGUUCAACCCGAAACAAGCUUAAACACCAAUCAAGGGUUCUAUUUUCUGUCCAACCUCGAUCAGAACAUCGCGGUGAUAAUCCAAACAGUGUAUUGUUUCAAACCAGAUGAGAAUAAGAGCAGUGACAAUGUCGGUGACGUGAUUAAACGGGCCCUGGCUAAAAUUUUAGUCCAUUUUUACCCCCUCACGGGGAAUUUGAGGGUCAGCUCGGAUGGUAAGCUCAUCGUGGAGUGCACGAAUCGUGGCGUGCCAUUUGUCGAAGCUGAGGCAGAUUGUAACAUGGAUGUGCUUGGAGAUAUAACUGUUCCUGAUCCGGGGAUGUUGGGAAAGCUGGUUUACACUGUUCCUGGAGCCAAACACAUUUUGGAAAUGCCUCUGCUUACUGCACAGGUAACAAAAUCAUGCAUGUUUUAUGUUUUGGAAAAAUGUUAAAUACAAAUUUCUUAUCAGAUUUUUUUAUCAGUAAAUAAAAAGUAAUGAGUUCAAUGUGUAUUUAUUAAUGAGUUUCACCAUCUUUGUAUUUAGUGAUGAAAAAAUCAGAUAAGAAAUUUGUUUAUAUAUAAUUUUUCUCAAAUACUUAUGCUACACGUAAACUUUUUGGAGCAAUACUAUACAUAAUUUUCUUUUUAUUUUUAUUUUUUUGCUUCUAGACACAAAAUAAUAGGGUCGCAUCAACAAAUGUAUUCAGUCUCAUAUUUAGAAGUGAGAAAAAGAUAUAAAAAACAUGAUUAUAUGGAGCAUUUUAUGAUGUCACUAUUAAAAAAGAUAAUGUCGCGCGUAUUCUAUCACAAUAUAUGUAAUGGGCAGAACUUAUUUCAAAUUUAUAUAUGAACAUGAGAGAACUAUUUGAACGCGUGAGAUCCACCAGAUAUCUCGUUUCAAUGAUUUGAACAAUUCAUUUUGUGAGGCUUUUCGUGGAUAUCAUUAAAGAAAAAUAUUAGGUCAAUUUGGAAAUUGUAACAUUUUUAUUUUGUCAUGUUUGUUUUUGAAAAAA
This is a messenger RNA of Camellia sinensis, 1200 nucleotides long. NCBI's taxonomy places the organism in Eukaryota, Viridiplantae, Streptophyta, Magnoliopsida, Ericales, Theaceae. The record is from RefSeq and is a predicted model, not a curated record.